UGGAAACCAAGUUUCCAAUAUGUCAAUAUUUUUGCUCACCCCUUGUCUCGAACAAUGCCAAGAUUGUUAACUACACAAAUCGCGAAAAAAAUAGUUUAUGCAAACCCACGUCCUUUCUUGCAAGACUUUUCUAUGUUGUAUUUGUUGUGUAAUGUUAUUUUAAACAAAAUAACUAAAAAAAGAAAAUUCUAAAAUCCACUCCAUUAUCUUACAAUUUCAACUCCUCCAACUUAAUUACCCAAUCAAAUCAUUCCCCUCUUUUCUUCUUCAUCUUCAUCAAUUUCUUCCUAAAACAAUCCCUAAUUUCAACUUUCUCUCUCCUCAAUCCAGGUUAUCAAUGGCUUCUCCCUCUCAAUUUCCCUGAAUUAUCUCACGAAAACCCUAAUUUAUCAAUCGACGACUUCAAUUUCACCUCUAAUUUCUCAAUUUCUUGCACCGCCAUGUCCGCCACCGAUGUCGAUACGACGGCGCCGUUACUCGCACCUCUUUCACCGCCUUCCGGCGACCGAUCGUUGCAGUCGCGAAGCCGGAGGAUUUCCAGUAGAGCUGGGCUACGUGGCGCCGCGAGGUUUCUCCGGCGAGCGAAUAGCCGGAGAAUGAUAUCGGAGCAAUCGGUUAUGGUGAGAGAAUCGGCAGCGCAGCAAAUCGAAGAGCGUCAAAGUGAUUGGGCUUACUCUACUCCAAUUGUUGUUCUCGACCUUCUUUGGAACACGAUAUUUGUGUUUGUUGCCAUUGUUAUUAUGAUCUUAAGCGGCGAUGAGAAAACGCAGGUUCCGUUGAGGUUGUGGCUUGUCGGAUAUGGUUUUCAGUGUAUUUUGCAUAUGGUUUGUGUUUGUGUUGAAUACAGGAGGAGGAGAGAGAUUAGCAGGCCUAGGUAUGGGUCUUCGGGUGGGUGGAACGUUGGUGUCGGGCCGAGUUCUGGUUCCAGUUUGGCUUUGAAUUUGAAUUCGGGUUCAAAUCGAUCGAGUAAUGUAAAUUCAGCACAUUCGAGGUCAAAUUCGAGUUCUUCAGCGAGUUUAGAGGGAGAUUCCAUGGAGUUUUAUGAUGAGCAUCAACAGGAUGAGGAUAACACCAGCGUUGCAAAGCAUCUGGAGUCAGCAAAUACAAUGUUCUCAUUUAUUUGGUGGAUCAUUGGAUUCUAUUGGGUGUCUUCUGGUGGACCAAGUUUAGCAGAUGAUGCGCCUAAGCUUUACUGGCUCACGAUAACAUUUCUGGCAUUUGAUGUGUUCUUUGUUGUUAUCUGCGUGGUGGUGGCUUGCAUUAUAGGCAUAGCUGUCUGCUGUUGUCUUCCAUGUAUCAUUGCAAUUUUAUAUGCUGUGGCUGAUCAGGAAGGAGCUACUAAUGAGGAUAUUGACCGGUUGCCAAAGUUCAAGUUCAGGAGACUUGGCCAAAUUGAAAAAAAGAGCGGUGAAAUUCAAGAAUCUCUUGGUGGAAUUAUGACCCAGUGCGGCACUGACCCACUUAUUGAGCAUGCUCUUCCAGAAGAAGAUGCUGAGUGUGUGAUAUGCCUUACAUCAUAUGAGGAUGGGAGUGAAUUACGUGAACUUCCAUGUCGUCACCAUUUUCACUGUACUUGCAUAGACAAAUGGUUACACAUCAACGCUACCUGCCCCCUUUGCAAAUACAACAUACUCAAGAAUGGCUGCCAAAGCAGUGAAGAAGUGUAGAUAGGUCACCUUCUCGUGACUUCACAGCAAGUAGCUUAACGCUUUGUUUCACUCCGUCUGUGUGCAUCGUACAUAUUGGGUCCUGUAGCCGACCAAGAAUUAUCUUGCUCGAGCUGCCCCACUGCAAAUUGCUUUCAACCUUUUCACUAAGGAUAUUUAUAGUGCUUGUAAAUUUUUUUAUUUUGCUGAUGAGAGAUGUACAUGGUUUUGUAAGUUAUUGUCCUUGUGUAGGUGGAAAUUUAUUCGCUCGUAAUAUUAUCAGGAUAUCUAAUCGUGUUGAAACAAGGAUUAACAUUUCAUCUCCGUUUCCAUCAA
Messenger RNA from Chenopodium quinoa (quinoa), 1982 nucleotides. Its product is annotated as E3 ubiquitin-protein ligase At1g63170-like. The record is from RefSeq and is a predicted model, not a curated record. The transcript is spliced from 5 exons. The coding region runs from base 441 to 1667 and encodes 408 amino acids. NCBI's taxonomy places the organism in Eukaryota, Viridiplantae, Streptophyta, Magnoliopsida, Caryophyllales, Amaranthaceae.